GGCGAAGAGCUAAAAAAAUAUAGCCACGCCCGUUGUGUGUACAGUCGUCUACCCUGAUCACGUCCAUAUUAUCUGUAACAGCCAGAAUAGUUACGAGGAGCAAAAUCAAAUUACUUCUUUUUGCCUCAUGAGGAUAUUUUAGACGCACGAUCCAAGUGACUCGAACCAACUCCGAAUGCCUGGAUAAAAAGUUACAUCUGCCUACCUGCUUUCUGUUCAUAAUUGUUGGUUGUUCAAAUGAAAUAGCGAAAAAUUGGUAGAUCUAAGUUUAGGUCACCUACAUACAGGUGACCAAAGUUAUAUUACAAGAAUUACACAGCCGUGCAAUUAAUGUAAUAAACUAGUCCAUAUGGGCAAAAUUAAUUAAAGGGCUUGUAUUCCAUACUUACAACUUUUAAUAAGUAUUUAGUGCAGCCUAACAGCUAGUUACAUAAUUAUAAUUAGUAAGUUAUAAAGUCCUUGAAUUACAUAGAAAUAAACGGCAUUCUUGGUCGUAAAUAAAUAUUCCAGUUGUAAAAACUGUGUUUUCACCAUUCAGUGUUAAAAUCAUAAUACAAUCGAUAGGGAUAUCGAUUGACUGAGGACUGAUAUCAGUUUCUGAACGAAAGUAGUGCUCUAAAUAUUUUAAUGGCCGCAUCAGGCAGCUGUCUGUCAGUGACAUUUGAUUUGCUUCGUGUAAAUUUUGUGAUGUACAAGUUUCGAAUCCGUCUAUUUAUCAAUGAAUAUGGUGUACAUUAAUAGAUAAUGGUUGUUUAUGUUGCCUAUUUAAUAAUAAACUAAAAAUACUGUGUAGAAGUCCAUAAUAUCGUCAUUUAAUUACUAUAAUGGAGGAUCUCAAUUUGACAGAAACCGAAAUGAGAUAUUUCGGUGAUUUGUUUUUAUGUUGUGACGAGGAAUCCAAUGGGAAAAUACCGAUGUUAAAAGCAACAGAACUAUUUAGAUCGUCGAAUGUACAUAAUGAUGUCCUAAAACAGAUCAUGGAUAUAAGCGUUGCUCCUAAUAACUGUGCAGCUCUAAGUCAUAUGAAUAGAAAACAGUUUUACUCAGCUCUGAAACUAAUAGCAGCCCAUCAAACAAAUAUGACGUUAAAACCUGAGCUCUUGUCUACGCCUGUGGACUUGCCUUUGCCGAGGUUUACAUGGGCUUUGAAUUCUGAAGCGAACGCUGAUUUGAUACAAUUGUCAAGCUCACCACAUGAGCAUCAACAUCACUUGAGUAAGCGGGAAAGGAAUUUUGGUGGUACCCUCGGUGCAUAUGAGCCUAUAAGACUAUCAUCCAACUUGUCGGACAGCGAUGUCCCUCAAGUUCUCUCCCACGACACGACUGAAGGAUUAAGUACAGACUCUGAAAUUGAAUCGGAAACAAUGUCACAGAGAUCAGGAUCUCAUGGGCGGAGAGGCAAGACAGGCUCACCAUGGAGUACGGCUAGUGAGAGCCCCACGCCCACGAACAGCGUGGCGGAGCGCGUGCACCCGGUGUGGGAGCACAGCGCCACUGGCCGCGGCGUAUGGCCGGCGAAUACCGGCGAGGAGCACACAAGACUCUUAGGCACGGAGGAGGAGUCAUCUGACCGUCACUCGUCGGAGGAGGAGGGCGAGGCGGGCGACGACAUGUGGGCCAUCAGCGACGCGCAGGCGCGACACUACGCCGCGCAGUUCGCGCAACUGCGGCCCGAGCGGGGCAUGCUGUCCGGACAAACUGCUAGGUUAUUUUUCGAAAAAUCGCACUUACCGGUGCCUGACCUUCGAAAAAUCUGGCAGCUCUCCGACAUAAACAAAGAUGGAAUGCUAACACUGGAGGAGUUCAGUAUAGCAAUGCACCUGAUCGUGCUGAGGCGGAACAACAUCCCCGUGCCGGACGCGCUGCCCGCCUGCCUCGUGCCGCGCGUGGACUCGCGCUACUCCAAGCAGGCCGUCACUACCGACCUGGUGGACCUGGGCGCGGAUAUGUUCAGCUCCGGGACCUCCGCUGACUUUAACUUCGCACCUAAACCCGAAACGCACGACCCCUACGAUGCCACUAAGACGGCCAAAAAGCCAGAAGAGCGACAACCCUCGCUGACCCCGCCGAAAACCGAAGCCCAAGUAAACAACAAGGAAUGGACUAAGUUUGUAGACUCCCCCACGUCGAGCGUGUCGAGCCCGGGCCCCAAGCCCGUCAACUUUGACUUCCACAAGUCGGCGGUGGAGCGCGACCCGAAGAUCUUCCACCCGGUGGCGGUGCGCGUGACGCCGGACGCCAGCGCGCUGCCGCCGCACGGCGAGGGCGACACCCGCGCCAGCACCUCCCCGCGCCGAGACGACUUCGCCGCCGCCUUCGAGCUGGCCAGCCCCAAGCGUCUGCACUCUCAGCCACCUGCCGAGCCGCCGCCCAACGGAGCCGAGAUCAAGUCCAUCCAGCGGCCGCAGCCGCGCAAGCCCGUCAAGCCGGCGGGUGUGCUGCCGCCGCCGCCCGCGCGGGACGCGCCCGUCGCGCCUGACGACGGGCCGGCCUCGCUACAGCCCGCCCCGCAGUACGCGCCCAAGAAGGAGCCGCCGCCGCCGCCGCCCCCGCGACCGCUACGUAAUCACGCGCGCUCCAGCUCGCUGGACCUGAACCGCCUGAAGGGCGCGCCGGCGCCGCCACCCGCGCCCCCGCCGCGCGCGUCCCCGGGCGCCGAGCCGCGCCGCCUGCCCGCGCAGCGCUCGGAGGGCGAGCCCGCCUUCCCGCCGGACGCGUUCGCGCCGCGCGACUACGACGCGGACGGGUUCGGCUACGCGCGCGAGGACGCUCCCAAGAUGCACGGCGCGUUCGAGGUGUACCGCAAGCCGCGCUCGGCGUCGCCCGAGCCGUCCGUGCGCGCGCUGCAGGAGCAGAACGCGGUGCUGCACCGAGUGUGUCGCGCGCUCUGCGCAGAGCUGGCUGACGUCACGCGCGACCGCGAGGCGCUGCGCCUGCGCCUCGACACCGCCGCGCAUGCGCAGUAGGCGCCCCGCCCCGCGCAGAGCUGGCUGACGUCACGCGCGACCGCGAGGCGCUGCGCCUGCGCCUCGACACCGCCGCGCAUGCGCAGUAGGCGCCCCGCCCCGCGCAGAGCUGGCUGACGUCACGCGCGACCGCGAGGCGCUGCGCCUGCGCCUCGACACCGCCGCGCAUGCGCAGUAGGCGCCCCGCCCCGCGCAGAGCUGGCUGACGUCACGCGCGACCGCGAGGCGCUGCGCCUGCGCCUCGACACCGCCGCGCAUGCGCAGUAGGCGCCCCGCCCCGCGCAGAGCUGGCUGACGUCACGCGCGACCGCGAGGCGCUGCGCCUGCGCCUCGACACCGCCGCGCAUGCGCAGUAGGCGCCCCGCCCCGCGCAGAGCUGGCUGACGUCACGCGCGACCGCGAGGCGCUGCGCCUGCGCCUCGACACCGCCGCGCAUGCGCAGUAGGCGCCCCGCCCCGCGCAGAGCUGGCUGACGUCACGCGCGACCGCGAGGCGCUGCGCCUGCGCCUCGACACCGCCGCGCAUGCGCAGUAGGCGCCCCGCCCCGCGCAGAGCUGGCUGACGUCACGCGCGACCGCGAGGCGCUGCGCCUGCGCCUCGACACCGCCGCGCAUGCGCAGUAGGCGCCCCGCCCCGCGCAGAGCUGGCUGACGUCACGCGCGACCGCGAGGCGCUGCGCCUGCGCCUCGACACCGCCGCGCAUGCGCAGUAGGCGCCCCGCCCCGCGCAGAGCUGGCUGACGUCACGCGCGACCGCGAGGCGCUGCGCCUGCGCCUCGACACCGCCGCGCAUGCGCAGUAGGCGCCCCGCCCCGCGCCAUGUGCUCUAUGUAAUCUCAUCAGAUGUGAAUCGUUUAUUAUGUAGUAUUGUUAUCGUAUAUUCGGUGAGACUCAUUGUUUCAAUGUCCAGGUGGAUUUUCGAUUCGACCCUCGCUGUAAACCGCCCCGACGUCUCAGAUUCUCUCGGCCUCGGUCUGUCUCCAGAUCGUUUCGACUUCCGCUUAGCAGCUUGGCUCUGAGGCAGGUGUCGACGUACUUUUUACAAAAUAUUUGUCGUUAGCUUUAGCGUUGCGCCGUAUAUUUUUUUGUGCCUUUACAUUUUUCGAGCAUAAGGGUCCAUUUACAUUUUAUUUCUAGAGGCUAUUUUGAGAAUAUAAUGAUGAGCACCAUUGUUAUCAACUACGGAACCACAGUAUUUAUCGUUCGUUACUAACUCGCGUAGUCUCAGUAGCAUUUACUAUUAUUCGGUCACAUUAUAUUAUUUUAUAUUCAUGUAGUUUAUUUAUAUUGUAUAUAAUUAAAUUUGUAAACGACGUCACUCCAGUACAUUUCCAAAGUUAGCAGUGUUGAAGACUUAUUAGUGUUAGACAUUGUUAGGACAGGAGUUUUUGGGCUUUCGUAGCUAGGACGAGAAAUCGUAAAGGAUUUUAUAGAGAGGUAGGAAACCGCCAAACAGAGCUAUGUCUUCAGUCAACUGUAGAUUUUGAAUAAACCCAUUUUUGUAUCGAUAGUCUUAACUUCUGAAUAUUCAAGUCAAUUUGUAAGUACCAAAAAAAUAUGUUUUUAUAUAAAUUGAUUUAAAAUUGUCACUAACUGUAGUUUUCUAUUUAAUUAUAAAUAACGAUAUGGCAUUGUAUUAUCCAGUGGUUGUGCUUGCUUACUCAUUCAGAACUUCCAUUCAUGUAAACCGGUUUAAUAUCAGAACGGAUCGUCAAUUACUUGGAUUUUUUCUUAAAUUUAUUCAAAUCUAGUAUAUACGGACAGAUGAAGGUUUUCUAAAGACUUCCCCUCCCUUGAGCCUCACAAACGCCAACGGGGGGCUUUCUAUAAUAUAAUUAUGUUUUAGAAAAUCUAAAUCGGCAAAAGGCUAAUAUAAUAAGACUUAAGGUAAUUAUCGCAUCCGUUGACGAUAUUUUGUUGUAAUAAAACGAAUAAAUAAAUCUCGUCACCAAAGGCCAAAUACUUGUGAGUCUAUAAGAUUCGUAGUGUUCUAAAUUGACAUCUUUGUUGUAUUCGUAUCGUACCGUGGCAUUUAUCAUUUUCAUAGUAUACGUUUGUACAAUAUUAGGUAUUAGUUUUAAAUCAAAAAUGUUACUGCAGGGUGGCGCUAGUGUUGCUUGAUUAGCAUUCCUUAUUAUAAUUUGCUUUGUCAUCGUUUUAAGUGUAAAAUUCCAUCAGACGGAGGGUGUAUUUGUUAAAAUUUUGUGAAUGUUGUAUUAUACAUUAGCUUAGCGAAUGUAAAAAUGUCAAGAUGUAAGAACUAAAGGGAAAGAUGUACAAGACUUGUGAAGUAUGUGGAGUACAUAAGAUUGUUAAUGUAAGUAGGUGCCGACGCAUCGCCCGCCACGGGCUCGCUCGCAGAUGUUAUAAACUAUCAGAUUACAAUAUUAGCAACUGAAUACGUGUUAAAAUAAAAACUUGUAUUAUAAUAAGAUUAUUGUAAAAGUAUUUAUCUUUCAUUUUAGUCGUAACUUUAAGUAUAUGGUCCUCAGAUAGAUCGCAGCCUCAUCGCAGUGUAAAUAUUUUGAUUUAUUCGCAGAGAAACGUCUAUCGAAUGCUUUACAACCCCACUGAUCUACAUUUUGGUCCAAUUUUUGUAUUACUAAUAAUGUUCACCAUUAUACCUAUUUAUGUUUCAUAAAGAAAUUAUACAGUAAUGCUUAAAUACAAUGUAGUAAAUUAUGUACAAUAAAUUUAUUUCAAAAUUU
Messenger RNA from Trichoplusia ni (cabbage looper), 5673 nucleotides. It is a transcript of the gene Reps, whose product is annotated as ralBP1-associated Eps domain-containing protein 1. The coding region runs from base 825 to 2966 and encodes 713 amino acids. The transcript is spliced from 5 exons. Gene Ontology annotation, biological process: endocytosis; endosomal transport. Gene Ontology annotation, cellular component: plasma membrane; cytoplasm. Gene Ontology annotation, molecular function: protein binding; calcium ion binding. Lineage: Eukaryota; Metazoa; Arthropoda; Insecta; Lepidoptera; Noctuidae. The record is from RefSeq and is a predicted model, not a curated record.